UGCGUGUUAUGGGGAGACAGAGUCAUCAUCCCAGAAAGGCUACAAAAUAAAGUCUUGAAACUACUGCAUGAUGGACACCCGGGCAUCGUACGAAUGAAGGCACUAGCAAGGAGCUACGCCUGGUGGCCAGGUAUGGACGGUCAAAUUGAAACCUGGGUAGUCACCUGUAACAAAUGCCAGGAAACAGAUUCAGCUCCACCAAAAGCACCACCAACGGAAUGGGAAACGCCCAGGGGCCCAUGGUCCCGCAUCCACAUCGAUUUUGCAGGACCUACCAAAGGACAUACCUUUUUAAUAAUAGUAGAUGCCUAUUCAAACUGGCUCGAGGUCCACAAAAUGAAGAACACCACCACAGAAGCAGUUGUUAAAAAAUUAAAUAGACUGUUUGCAACACACAGCUUACCAGAAGUCUUGGUUUCAGACAACGGCCCACAAUUUACCGCUUUGGCGUUCGAACAGUACCUAGCAGACCGAGGGAUACGCCAUGCCUUAAAUAUUACUCCAAACAGCACCACAAACAAAAGCCCAGCCGAACUCCUGAUGGGCAGGAGACUUAGAUCACAUCUCGACCAUCUGCACCCUGCCUACACGCCAGAAAAGCCCCUGGGUUCCAGCAGCAAAUGUCGCACAUUUAAGGUAGGUGACCCGGUAUUUGCAAAAAACUUUACCGGUGACCCAUUGUGGGUCCCUGCCAAAAUAACACAACGUACGGGCCCCCGUUCCUACCGACUAGAAACCACAGAUGGGAGGUUAUGGAAACGCCACAUCGACCAACUACACUCAAGGAUGACACCUACCCCCUUCACACACCCUGAACUCCAAACCAGGGGGGGAAGGGAAAUCAAGGGGGUUGAAAAUGAACUAACACCUGUUCCAGUACACGAAACUCCGCAUGGAAUGAGGAACUUUAUAAAGAAUUAUGAGACUUGUGGGAAUGUAGAUGGGGCAAUGAUUUUUGCUCCUUAUUUUGAGUGGCAAUAUGGAAGUGCCCAUCGCCAAUAUGGAAGUGCCCAUCGCCAACCUAAUAUAAGAUAA
Molecule: messenger RNA, 1035 nt
Organism: Notechis scutatus (mainland tiger snake)
Lineage: Eukaryota; Metazoa; Chordata; Lepidosauria; Squamata; Elapidae
Source: RefSeq, a predicted model, not a curated record